This is a messenger RNA of Rhodamnia argentea, 1243 nucleotides long. RefSeq names its product ethylene-responsive transcription factor 3-like. The transcript has a single exon. NCBI's taxonomy places the organism in Eukaryota, Viridiplantae, Streptophyta, Magnoliopsida, Myrtales, Myrtaceae. The record is from RefSeq and is a predicted model, not a curated record. The coding region runs from base 307 to 993 and encodes 228 amino acids. Gene Ontology annotation, molecular function: DNA binding; DNA-binding transcription factor activity. Gene Ontology annotation, biological process: regulation of DNA-templated transcription.
AAGUUGGGGGGCGGAAUAAUAAAGCGGGGGAGCGAAGAUCAACGACAAAAACAGAGCGCAAGAAGAAGAAGAAGAGGAGAAUGGAAGGAAACCUCCGUAGACGCGGAAAUGGAGAGGCCCAGGGAUUAUUAACCCUACAUUGAAGGAGGUGGUGGUCGAGAUUUCCCCAGCGAGACCUUUCUUAUUUUUCCAGGGCCUCCCGUCUCUUCCUCCUCCGCCUUCCGCUUCGGAAUCGGUCCCUAAGGGGAAAAAGGAAAGGGGAGAGGAAAAAGUUUGCUUCUUGGUCAUUCUCUCUCUCCCACAUCCAUGCCCGAGACCGGAACCGCCGCGACGGCCGCAGAUCCGAUCCCCACGACGCGGAAUUUCCCAGAACCCGCCCAGGAGCACCGGUUCCGCGGCGUCCGGAGGCGGCCCUGGGGCAGAUUCGCCGCCGAGAUCCGGGACCCGUGGAAGAAGGCUCGAAUCUGGCUCGGCACCUUCGACUCCGCCGAGGACGCAGCCCGCGCCUACGACGAGGCCGCCCUCUCCCUCCGCGGCCCCAAGGCCAAGACCAACUUCCCCCUCGACCCGCUCACCGGCUUGCCCCAGGCCGCGCCGUCGCCGGCCGCGGGAGCGGCGGCGGCGCUCCCCCGGCCCCGCCCGCGGCCGCGGCCUCGCAGCCGGCGGCGCCGCGUCCCGCCCGCUGAGGAUUUCCACGUCAACCGGCCGACGAGCAGCAGCCUGAGCAGCACGGUGGAGUCGUACAGCGGUCCCAGGGUCUCGAAUCUGGCUCCGGCGGUCCCCAGGGUCCUGGCCGUCCCCAGGGCUCCGCCGGAGGACUGCCGGAGCGACUGCGACUCGUCGUCGUCGGUGAUCGACGACGUGGACGAUUGCUGCGUGCUGGCGUCCUCGUGCUUCCGGCGAGCGUUGCCAUUCGAUCUGAACCUGCCCCCGCCGUUGGACGACGCCGAUCUUGACGGUGAUGCGCUUCGCGCCACCGCUCUGUGCCUCUGAUCUGUUGUGCGGCCUAGAUUUGAUAUCAAGUUUUCUAUUUUGGGGGUAUUUCGUCACCUUGAAACCCUCUAAUCUUGUAUCGUGUUCCGGGAAAAAUGAUAAGAGAAGUGGAGAGAUUUGGGCAUCUUUUUUUCUUUUUUCCAGAGAUAAUCUACUUAAUUUUUAGAUCUCCUGUAGAUUAUGCUUUUGUCCAUGAACUCGAUGGGCUUACGGAUAGAUUUAUGUAUCUGCUAAUCAGAUCUCGAUCUGU